Messenger RNA from Acomys russatus (golden spiny mouse), 2433 nucleotides. It is a transcript of the gene Arid5a, whose product is annotated as AT-rich interaction domain 5A. Gene Ontology annotation, biological process: regulation of transcription by RNA polymerase II. Lineage: Eukaryota; Metazoa; Chordata; Mammalia; Rodentia; Muridae. The record is from RefSeq and is a predicted model, not a curated record. Gene Ontology annotation, molecular function: transcription cis-regulatory region binding. Gene Ontology annotation, cellular component: nucleus. Bases 383 to 2215 code for a protein of 610 amino acids. The transcript is spliced from 7 exons.
GGGGUCGGAGGGCUGGGGUCCCGGGGCGAUCGCGGCCCGCGGGGCAACACGGGUCUCUGCGUGGCGUCUUCUCGUGGAAAGUCGGGGCGGCCAGGGGCUUCCCAGGCGUUUAUCUCGAAACUCUCCACUCCUGCUCUGGACUGAAAUUCACUGAGCCGCCCACACUUCCUGCUGCGGUUUCAAUCUCGAGCUGCUCUGGGCCCAUUUGUUGUGACAGCUGUCAGCAGCAGCUUCUCGACCGCCGGCCCCUCCCUGCCCCGUGCCAGCCCAGCGCUUCUCAGAACCGGAGGCGCCCGGGCCGCGCUGUCCGCGCGCGCGCGGCGCUUCCCACUGCGGCCGCGAUUCCUGAAAGUGACUGCGCGGGUUUUGAAGAACUUGCUCAAUGCUCUUUGAAGAAUCAACGGUUCCUCUUUCUGCCGAGGAACAUGCUGAUGGUUUGACGGUCACAGCAGCACCUCCUGCCAAUGGGAAGAAAGAACAGUCUGAAGAGGGUGACCUCCUGGAGCUGCCUGGGUCCCCCAGGCUCCCUGAUGAGCAGAGCAGGAGCCAGAGCCCCAUCCAGCUGGAGGACUCCCCUGAGGCAGGCAGGGAGCGGGAGGAGGAACAGGCCUUCCUGGUCAGCCUCUACAAGUUCAUGAAGGAGCGACACACGCCCAUCGAGAGGGUGCCCCAUCUUGGCUUCAAGCAGAUUAACCUGUGGAAGAUCUACAAGGCCGUGGAGAAGCUGGGGGCCUAUGAGCUGGUUACAGGCCGUCGUCUCUGGAAAAAUGUGUAUGAUGAGCUUGGGGGCAGCCCAGGGAGCACCAGCGCUGCCACAUGUACACGCCGCCACUACGAGAGGCUGGUCCUCCCAUAUGUGCGGCACCUGAAGGGGGAGGAUGACAAACCACUGCCCCCCAGCAAGCCCAGGAAGCAAUACAAGAUGGCCAAGGAGCUGAGGGAGCACGACGGGACCACUGAGAAGCCGAAGAAGGCCAAGGACUCGGAGAGGCGAGUGGACCAGACGAUGCCAGGAAAGACUAAAUCAGAUGCUACUGGUCAGACACAGCUUUCCAGCCAGGCACCCUCAAGGGAUGGCACAGAACAGCUGGGCCCAGCAUCUGGGCCCUCGCUUCCAUUCAUGGGUGCUAGUGGCUGCCCUGAGGCCUACAAGCGACUCUUGUCCAACUUUUACUGCAAAGGGGCACAUGGCAUCAUGUCACCACUGGCCAAAAAGAAACUCCUGGCCCAGGUCAGCAAGGCAGAGGCCUUGCAGUGCCGAGAAGAGGGCUGUCGCCACGGAGCAAGGAGCCCCGACAAGGACCUUCAAGAAAGCCCCCAGAACCUGAGAGGGCCGGCUGAGAACUCUGAACACCAGCUAGCCCCCCACAAAGGAUUGCAGGCCCCUGGUGGCAGCACCAGGGAGGAGACUCAGGUUGGCCCCUGCCCUACAGCCCCCACUUUCUCAGGCUGUUUUCAUGCAUACCCCACUGAGGUGCUGAAGCCUGUCAGCCAGCACCCCAGGGACUUCUUCUCUGGCCUUAAAGACAGGCUACCAUUGGGACCACCUGGCAAAGAGGAAGGGCUGGCAACCAAAGAGCCCCAGCUGGUGUGGGGUGGGGAUGCCAGCCGCCCCUCUGCAUUCCAUAAAGGUGGCUUCAGGAAAAGGAGUUUCUACCCCAAGCCCAAAGCCUGCUGGGUGUCCCCCAUGGCCAAGGUCCCUGCUGAGAGCCCUGGAGCCCCACCCCUGCUCCCCAGUAGCCCAGGCCUUGGCAAUAAGCGCAGCUUGGAAGAAGAGGGCUUUGCUCACAGCGGCAAAAAACUGAGGCCAGUGUCUCCGUUUCUGAAGGAGGUGGAUGCCAAGGAGUGCGGUGGCAAGGCUGCAGCGCCUGGCUUGGCUGUAUCCUGUGUACUGGGCCCGGCCCUGUGUCCCACUCCUCCAGAGGCCUACAGGGGCACCAUGCUGCGGUGUCCUCUAAACUUCACCGGUAGCCCAGACCCUCUUAAGGGCCAGCCCACGCUCCCCUUCAGCCCCCUAGUCAUCCCAGCCUUCCCCGCCCAUCUCCUGGCUACAACAGGCCCUUCACCCAUGGCUACCAGCCUGAUGCAUUUCCCUUCUGCAUCCUAUGACGCUGUCCUCCGCAACAGACUGGGUCCAGGUUCAUCCGCCUGGCACGUGCCACCCGUCACAAAUUACGUGCCACCUCACUUCUUCCACCUCAACACUAAGCUGUAGGCUGGAACCUAUCUUGCUAUGCUGUGGAGGAUUUGAUGGGGCCUCAAACGGGCAGGUGCCAUCGGGGGAUCUCAGGCCGCAGCCGACUGCCUAGAACUCCCAGGCCAGUUACCCUCCCCGAGUCCAUGCCCCUCUGGCACAGACAAGGGGAGGCAGUGGGCUUGUCUGAAUGAAGCAGCCUGAGUCCAAAAGCCCAGGGACCAAGUUGUGGUAAGAUC